UUGGUAGAGCGUGUGUGUGUGUGUGUGUUUUCUUUUCUCAUCACACAGAAAAGGCUGGCAAAACAAAACACAAAACCAUCUGUGGUGGUCGUUUUUUAUUCGUGGCCAUUCUGCAGCUUCCACCCAUUCGACUAGUGUUCUUCGACUACGGCCCUGUGUUGUCUAAUAUACAAAUCCAAAGGACUACGGAUUGUUUGCAUCGAUCUGCAAACGUACCACCUGAGUAAGGCAACACAACCGGAAAGAGAGCAACGACCGCCGCGCGGUGAAGGAAACGACAACCUUCCAAUCUCACACCCGGAAGAAACAAUGGUGUGCGUGCCGUGCUUCAUCGUGCCCGUGCUGCUCUACCUGUGGCACAAGUUCGUACAGCCGAUCCUGCUCAAGUACUGGAACCCCUGGGAGAAGAAGGAUGCGGACGGCAACGUGAUCAAGACGGAGCCGAAAAAUCCGUUCGACUGUACCGGGGGGGUGUGCCGGUGGGCAGGCAAGAAGACAGCUGCGCCGCCCGGUCACGACCCGGUGGGCCCGACGGUCGCCGCCGAUGCCGCAUCCUCCGACGAUGUCGACGAUGCUGCCAGCAGCAAGAAGACGCUAUAGAUAGACGCGAUGGUCGAUUUACUUGCUUGACUUACGCCGCAUCUGAACACAUAUGUAUUUUCAUGUGCUCCCCGCAUGAGUCAUCUACCGCGUGUCUACCUAUGCUGAGCAUUGGCGGGCGUUUGAAGUGAGAAGACGAUGUAGGGGGGCCACCGGAAACCACCAACCAUUCAGCAACAUUCGAAAGCAAUCAAACCGACUAUUAGUAACUCUGUUGGAUGAAGUCAUGAGUCAUGACCGAUUAAAUAUCGAUUCAUGCCUAGCGGGCAGCACAGCAAAAACUGCCACUUUCCCGGACCGUGUGAUAACCGAUGGAGCCGUUGGUUGCAGUUGCCGUUAGCAAAUAGCGGUGAAUCAAGCUUUUGUUCAAGUUUUAUUUCGAUUAAAAGGAGCGUUUAAAUUUUAAAUACAUUCGUACAGCCACCGCAAACCAGUUCAAUUUGUAGUUGCGUUUUCCCUCCUCGAUGGACAGCGAACAGAUAGAGCUGCUAGGCGUGGGGUAUAUUUAUGUGUAUUCGCUCGCCAGACGACGCGACGCAAACAUCCAGCACCGGAACAAAUAAUAACAACAAUACGCGCGUCAAAACACUGUCGGGAGGGCUUACUUUGAUCCGUCUGUUUAUGGCGACAUACAGGUCGGCAAGCAGACAUCCGUGGAAAGUGUUUUUCAAUCGAGCUCUUUGGGAGGGCUUCGCGUCGCGGAGUCUGGAGCGAGACAUGGUAACGUAUUGUAUAAUUAAACUAUUCAACGUACCUGCACAUCGUGUCGUUAAUCUUAGAAACAGGGGUUUGCAUGUGAACAAUGUUUCAAUGGUAUGUUUUUUUGCUCAGAUUGUUUCAGUUUUUUAUGGCAGCGCUGCAGCCAAUGGUAUUUAACUAUUUUUAAAUUUGAAAAAAUCAAUUAUAUUUAUUUAAGACAUUUGUAGUUCAAAGGAACGCCAACUUCAAAUUUUAAUCUCUUUAGAAGUAGAAAUAUGUUAAAGUACAAUAUGUCAUAUUUGUUUUAUUAAAACAAUACAAAUCCGUAUAUUUGCUUAAAAACUAUUCCCAAACUUAUCAUGACCUUCAAUGUGUUUUUAUUCGUUAUUUGUUUUAUUUCAUUAUUUUCUAUCAAUUCUAUGUAGUUUAUGAAAAGACUCAUGAUUUUCUGCCAUUUUGCUUAUUUACGUCUCUCAGUCAAGAGCCAGCUUAAUAAUAAGGUACAAUACAGAGUUUUCCAAUUUCAUUUUAUUGACUCUUCCAUACGUGAAAUGAACUUACACUUAAUGUAAUGGGAAUUGGACUUUAUAGCACCCUUGUUUGACAAAUAGGAAUUUUCAAGCAGCCAGACCAAAAAGUGUACCAUAGAGUCCAAAUUCCAACAUAUGAAGUUCACUUCCAAUAGGAAAGAGUAUCGAUGAGAAUUCUGAAGAGAAUUGAAUAAACUAAUGUAGUUUCUAUAACUGUG
Messenger RNA from Anopheles arabiensis, 2047 nucleotides. Its product is annotated as UPF0729 protein AGAP000931. Lineage: Eukaryota; Metazoa; Arthropoda; Insecta; Diptera; Culicidae. The transcript has 2 exons. Bases 310 to 600 code for a protein of 96 amino acids. The record is from RefSeq and is a predicted model, not a curated record.